AUGAGUGACCAGCUUUGCAAACUGUUUGUCGGAGGCCUGAACGUGAACACGGACGACGAUGGUCUGCGUAGUCACUUCGACCAGUAUGGCGUUCUCACCGACUGCGUGGUGGUGAUGAACAAAGAGCUACAGCGCUCCCGUUGCUUCGGCUUCGUGACCUACGCCUCUCCCGAGGAGGCGGACGCGGCCAUGGCGGGUAGGCCUCACACCAUCGACGGCAACACGGUCGAGCUGAAACGAGCUGUGGCCAGAGAAGACGCUAACAGGCCCGAGGCCUUGGCUAAAGUGAAGAAAAUCUUCGUCGGUGGCUUAAAGGACGACAUCGAGACGGAGCAUCUGAUCGAGCAUUUCUCUAGCUUUGGAGAGGUGGAGAAGGCCGAGGUGAUCUCCGAGAAAGACACGGGGAAGAAAAGAGGCUUCGGCUUUGUCUACUUCACUGACCACGAUUCUGCUGAUAAAGCCGUGGUCGUCAAAUACCACACAGUCAACAAUCACAAAGUGGAGGUGAAAAAGGCACUGACGAAGCAAGAGAUGCAGUCUACACGCGGUUCGAUGAAUCCCAGAGGCCGCGGGCGCGGAGGCAUGAGAGGAAAUCAAAAUGGCUACGGUGGCAGAGACUUCGGCGGAAGCUACGGCUAUGGAAAUGGCGGCGGCUAUGGCGGUGGUGGCUAUGGCGGCUACGGAGCUCCUUAUGGGGGAGGGUACGACCAGGGCAGCUAUGGGGGAGGCAACGGCUACAACGACUUCGGUGGCGGCUACGGUCAGCACUCUUCUGGUUACGGCCCGAUGAAAGGUGGACCUUUUGGGGGCCAGAGAAGCAACGCUCCCUACAGCAGAGGGGGUGGUGGCGGCGGUGGAUACCCCAGGGGGGCCUAUGGCGGUGGCUACUAG
Knipowitschia caucasica is the source of this 891-nucleotide messenger RNA. The record is from the annotation of a GenBank genome assembly. NCBI's taxonomy places the organism in Eukaryota, Metazoa, Chordata, Actinopteri, Gobiiformes, Gobiidae.